Elaeis guineensis (African oil palm) is the source of this 1990-nucleotide messenger RNA. RefSeq names its product zinc finger protein SHOOT GRAVITROPISM 5. The record is from RefSeq and is a predicted model, not a curated record. Gene Ontology annotation, molecular function: DNA-binding transcription factor activity. Gene Ontology annotation, cellular component: nucleus. NCBI's taxonomy places the organism in Eukaryota, Viridiplantae, Streptophyta, Magnoliopsida, Arecales, Arecaceae.
UGUUUUAUUUAUUGGUAGUAUUACCAGUACCCCUCACUCCCUUAGAAGAACAACUCCAGCCCCAACACCACCAUCCCUUCCAGCAGCCCACUCCAUAAAAUCUCAAAGAAGGCUGCUAAACCUAAAGCUGUGAGAAAGCUGACUCCCUGUGUGUGAGAGAGAACUGUUCCAAACUGAGACCCCCCCUCCCCCCCCUCCCCCCAACCAAAAAAGGAAAAAAGAGAAAAUCUUAGAGAGACCUUUUCUUCAUCUCCAGCUGUAUUAAUUCUAUCUUUUUUUUUUUCUUUUUAAUCUGUAUCCCCUCACCUCAUAUUGCCAAAGAACGGAUCCAUUCCCUAAUCCCCACACCUUAUUCCAUGAACCAUGUACAUAGCUUCACAUAGCGAGAAAAAAACCAUAGAUUUGAAUUAACCAAGCUAGAUAGAAAUAGGGAAGAUGUUGGACCCUCCUUCACCAGCUCCGCCGCAACCUCUCAGCAUCAACACCUCCUCCAUCCCUCCUGAACCCUUCCCUCCAUUGUGUAAUGUCAAUACGACCAAGAAAAAGAGAAGGCCGGCCGGCACUCCAGACCCUGACGCCGAGGUGGUAUCCCUGUCGCCGAGAACAUUGCUGGAGUCGGAUCGAUAUGUUUGCGAGAUCUGCAACCAGGGAUUCCAGCGCGACCAGAACCUGCAGAUGCACCGGCGGCGGCACAAGGUGCCAUGGAAGCUGCUGAAGCGGGAGGCCACCGAGGUGCGGAAGCGGGUCUUCGUCUGCCCCGAGUCGAGCUGCCUGCACCACGACCCCUGCCACGCCCUCGGCGACCUCGUCGGCAUCAAGAAGCACUUCCGGCGCAAGCACAGCAACCACCGGCAGUGGGUUUGCGCCAAGUGCUCCAAGGCCUACGCCGUCCAGUCCGACUACAAGGCCCACCUCAAGACCUGCGGCACCCGUGGCCAUUCUUGUGACUGUGGCCGUGUCUUCUCCAGGGUGGAGAGCUUCAUAGAGCACCAAGACGCAUGCAAUGCCGGCCGAGCCAGAGCCGAGCUUCAGACACUCCAGCCUGCAUGCCUAUCAAGGACUGCGUCAAGCCCGAGCCGAUCGAGCGACACCAACUUCAGCCAAGCAGGCUGGCCUGGCCUGCCAAUGCCGAAUCUGGCCACCAUCUUCCUCCACAAUGACCAAAUUCCCUCCCCUCAGUCUGAUCAUCGCCGCACCCACCACACUGAGCUCCAGCUUCUACCCCCAUCCAAUACCAAGUCCACAAGCCUCCCCUCACCCAUACUCUCUCCUACCUCCCACGAAGCACAUGCCACCAAAUUGCAGCUCUCCAUCGGCCCCGGCGGUGAUCGGGCACCUCCUGAGGAGCCAGGAUCGGCCGCUGUGAGGUUCAAGGAGGAGGCAAGAGAGCAACUAAGGCUAGCAAUGGCCGAGAAGGCAUUGGCAGAUGAGGCGAGGCAGCAAGCAAAGCGGCAAAUAGAAUUGGCUGAGCAAGAAUUCGCGAAUGCUAAGAGAAUAAGGCAUCAAGCGCAGGUGGAGAUUAAUAGAGCGCAUGCUCUUAGGGAGCAUGCAGUGAAGCAAAUCAACUCGACAUUGCUCCAGAUUACAUGCUAUGCUUGCAAGCAGCAGUUCCACGCCAAGCCUAUCAUGGCCUCUGAUGAGAAUUCUCUAGUUGCGAGCUAUAUGUCUUCGGUGGUGACCGAAGGUGAGGAGGAGAAUGAUGACCAGAACCAGCUGCAAAAGAUUUCUAGCACAUAGUUGCUAAUAUCUAUUUCAACCCAAAUCUCUUUCUUUUGAGUAUACUGGGUCAUGUAAUUAGGUAUAGUGAUGUUUGGAUUUUCAAAAUUUCAAGGGGUCUUGUGACAUGGAAUGUUUUAUGUUGUCCCUUUUUCUUUUGACGAUGAUGAUUUUAUGAUGGCUUACCCCUUUCUUUUUGUAUUAGAAUCUCUUAGGGUGGGCUUGUAAUUUGCAAAGAUUACCGAAAUAUAUUAGAAAAAUCCUCAUGCAAUCU